CGCACAGUCGCACUCGAAAUGGACCUCUGUGUGUUUAUCCAACGACAUUCAUUGCUGGGAGCAGCCGUCAAUCAGCGUGGCAGGGCUCUCAUUUUCCAUUUUCCCUGCUUGUUGCACAAUUAACUCCCCUCCCUGCCUUCGUGUUCGACUUUGCCUCUUUCCGAGUGGCGUUUAUUGAUCGUCUUCUUCUAGCCAAACAACAAAUCAGCAAGAUGCAGACCUGCCAUUUGGUUAUUUUGUUUGUGCUACCUCUCUCUAUAUUGGGCUGGAACCAAAUAUCAGGCAGUGAGCUGGAAAAAGCGCUGGGUUCGGAUGGGCCAAAGUUAAUAGCAUUUUUCAAUCCAACAGAACCCAGAUCAGCGGGACUAGAAGCAGAGUGGCUUCAAGCAGCCUCGGAAGCGCCAGGGUCACUCUUGGCCGUAGACUGCUCCAACCAUGAAAACGACAACUUUUGCGCAAGCCACGCAGGCGCUAGCUACCCUGCCAUUCGUCUAUUCCAAGAUGCUAGCCCUGGAUCCAUAUAUCAAGGACCGAAGACAGCGAAACCUAUUAUCAACUUCCUAGCCCGCCACAGGCGCCCCCUCGUCUCCAAGUUGACAACCCCGGAUGAAUACUCCGCACUGCUGACGGCCGACGAGGCCGUGUUCAUCGCCUACGCACCAACUCAAGAGCAACGCGCCCUCAUCCAAUACGCUGCCGUCCGUUACCGUGACGAGUUCACCUUUGGUCUCGUCGCCAACCCGGCCCUCAUCCCCGGAGAAGCAACGGAGUCCCCCCCGAUACCCGUCGUGCUCUGCCACCGAUCCAACGAUGCCGCCACGUCUCGCCUCCCGCUCACCGAGGACUCCUCCACCCCGAAAUCUUCCGACGACCUGGCCGCCUUCAUUGAAGAAGCCAGCCGCCCCACAAUCGCCGAGCUCACAGUGAGCACCCACGCCCGCUCCCUCGCCCGCGGCGCACCGAUAGUGUACAUCUUUGCGCAAACGACUGCGGAGCGCGCGUCGCUGCGGACGAGUCUGCACCGGCUUGCGACCGGUUACCGCGACUCGCUGACCAUCGUGACGGUCAACCCGGACGAGUUCCCUGACCUGCCGGGAAAGCUGGGGCUCUGCGGGGCGGCGGCGGGCGAUGAAAUCGUCGAGGGCCGACCGGCCGGCGCGCUACACCAGCUCUCCAAGGAUAGGGUCUACCCGUACCCGCGCGGGCGGCCCGUCGACCCGCGGUCCAUCCAGCAGUGGGGUCUGGACGUGUUCCAGGGCCGCGUGAAGCCCUGGACGCCGCCGGGCGUCACCACCUCGUACGAUGACCUGGGUCCCACCCGGGUCGCGGCUGCCGCCACCAGGAAGAUCUCGAUUGCCAACAUCCCGGGCCUCAAGAUUAAGAUUGCUGGACAUAGACAGGACGAGCUUUGAGGGGAAAAGAGCAACGGUGUCGCAAAGUAGAAAAGGAUAUAACCCCGGCUAAGAGGUGUUGGGAAAGGUAGAGACGUAAAAGCUGAAUAGAAUGUCAUUCAAAGUAAAUGGAUGAUGAGUAUUAGCGGUAUCAAUGUAGUGGCUUUUUUUGUAUGUGAGGCCUUCCUU
Pyricularia oryzae 70-15 is the source of this 1580-nucleotide messenger RNA. RefSeq lists its product as uncharacterized. The transcript has 5 exons. NCBI's taxonomy places the organism in Eukaryota, Fungi, Ascomycota, Sordariomycetes, Magnaporthales, Pyriculariaceae. Gene Ontology annotation, molecular function: protein disulfide isomerase activity. Gene Ontology annotation, biological process: response to endoplasmic reticulum stress; protein folding. Gene Ontology annotation, cellular component: endoplasmic reticulum. The record is from RefSeq and is a predicted model, not a curated record. Bases 213 to 1412 code for a protein of 399 amino acids.